GUAUAAAAUAAGCGGAAAGAAGAUAUAUGUUUGUGUAUUGUAACACACGCGAAAGUAAUUCAGAUAGUUGUUUUGCCUUUAAGUCGCAACACGACUGCGAGCUCGAGCCGUGCGCUUGUUAUUCAUCGCACCGUUAUGUGUGAGUUAUGAGACUAUAAUCAAACCUCAAAAUACAUAAACAAGCAUGAAUUAGGUUUAGAGCUCACUUUAGGGUUUAAAGACUGUGUGUUGUACCGACUAUGAAAGAGAGCAUUCAAGACGGCAACUUGAAGAAUGUGAUUUGAAGUUGCAGAUAUUUUAUGAUGAAGAGAAACAAAGAUGUUAACAUGAGAUUUUAACAUGUAGAUGAAAUCAUCCUAAAAUAAAGCCCGUAUCGGUGAAUUAUACUUGAAUAGAUUACAGUCUGUCUGCUUCAGCGUGGUACAUUGUUGCACUGAAAGGCACAAAGAUGAUGUACUCUUCACGCAGAAAACCAGUGCUGUAUUUUAAAGAUGACAGAAGGGCUUCACUGUGCCUCCUCUGGGCUUUCUCGGGGCCAGUGGCCUUUGGCCUUCCGAUUACCCUUGGGUCAAACAAGGCCAACAGGAGAUUUAGAUGGUGUGCUGGGACAUCGUCCUGCUGUCAGUGGAGAGACCACUCAGGACAACAUGGCAGUUACAGUCGUUUUCUUUCCAGGAAAUGCACCGUCUGGAAGCUUUUUGGAUUCUGCAUGAUGUUUGUUCUGGGGUCCCUUCUUUGGGUGCAGCUGACUUGUUCAGGAGACAUAAGCCAGACUGCUGUUGGGUACAGCCACUUUCCUCACCAGCCCUGUCCUAUAGAGAAACAAGAGUCUUCUGUUGAUGACCCAUCAUGGGGCACUCACAAAAUGGCCCUCAUCGUUCCAUUCAGAGAGCGCUUUGAAGAACUUCUUGUAUUUGUCCCAUAUAUGCACGCUUUUCUCAACAAAAAGAAAAUACGGCAUAAAAUAUUUAUUAUCAACCAAGUGGAUCGAUUUCGAUUCAAUCGAGCCUCACUUAUUAAUGUUGGCUAUUUGGAGAGUGGUAAUGACACAGACUACAUUGCGAUGCAUGAUGUAGACUUGUUGCCUCAAAAUGAGGAUCUAAACUAUGGAUUCCCAGAGGAGGGACCCUUUCAUGUGGCUUCACCAGAGCUUCAUCCCUUAUAUCAUUAUAAGACUUAUGUGGGUGGGAUCCUGUUGCUCGCGAAGAAACAUUAUCAGAUGUGCAAUGGAAUGUCAAAUCGCUUUUGGGGAUGGGGAAGAGAAGAUGAUGAAUUCUUCAGAAGACUGCGAACUACUAAACUUCAGCUUUUUAGGCCAAAGGGUAUUACUACAGGAACUAAAACAUUCAGACAUAUCCACGAUCCAGCUUGGAGGAAGACAGAUCAGAAGCAGAUUGCUGCACAAAAGCAGGAGCAAUUUAAGGUGGACCCAGAGGGUGGCCUAAUUAACCUCCGCUACAAGGUGGAGUCCAGACAGGAACUGACCAUCAGUGGAGCUCCAUGUACUGUCAUCAGCACGUCUCUGGAUUGUGACCUCAGCCAGACUCCAUGGUGUCAAUUCAGCUAAUAUGCUUCAGCAGGACCUGUAAAGCCAGAAUGGUACCAAUUCUCCCUCUGUGAUGGCAGGAAAGCUUUCACAGAUUAAUAGUGUCAGUCACACAUGAAAAAUCACCCUGAUCGUCUAACCAAAAGGACUUGAGCUGGUGAUUAUGUUAGGGAAAAUGACACAGACACUCUUUGAGGUUGUAUUUUUAUAGGUUAGUGUUAUUUUCUUCGUCCAUGAUGAAGCACUGCCUGUAUAGCUGCCUCAACUGAACUAUGGACCAAUUUCAGGUACUGCACAGAGUUUGCAUCAGCAAAAUUGCCUGUAUGAGCAUCCAAAUGUCAGUCUUUUAAUGAUGGGUUUUAUAAUAUUUUAUUAGUAGUGACCUGUUUUGGACAGUUUCUCAUAGUGCAGUUGUGGUCUUGAAAGAAUUCAAGGUUCUUUUUGCUUUAAUUGAAAUCUACAAAAUUGCUCUUUGAAGGUAAAUCAGUAGCAAAACUCGAGAGCUAGCAUAUUUGGAUUUGAGAACUUGUACAGUAAAUAUUUGUAUUUGUAAGUUGAAAUUUACACUCACAGCACCAAUGUGAAAACUUGUAAAAUAAAAAUUUGAAGUUGAAUGUUGCAA
Messenger RNA from Myxocyprinus asiaticus (Chinese sucker), 2168 nucleotides. RefSeq names its product beta-1,4-galactosyltransferase 7-like. Bases 449 to 1567 code for a protein of 372 amino acids. Lineage: Eukaryota; Metazoa; Chordata; Actinopteri; Cypriniformes; Catostomidae. Gene Ontology annotation, biological process: carbohydrate metabolic process; proteoglycan biosynthetic process. The record is from RefSeq and is a predicted model, not a curated record. Gene Ontology annotation, molecular function: xylosylprotein 4-beta-galactosyltransferase activity. The transcript has 8 exons.